Molecule: messenger RNA, 1834 nt
Organism: Populus trichocarpa (black cottonwood)
Lineage: Eukaryota; Viridiplantae; Streptophyta; Magnoliopsida; Malpighiales; Salicaceae
Product: berberine bridge enzyme-like 15
Exons: 1
Coding region: 50-1687 (545 amino acids)
Molecular function (GO): FAD binding; oxidoreductase activity
Source: RefSeq, a predicted model, not a curated record
GCAAUUCUUGAACACAAGCGUAAGCAGCAGGGAAAAAAAAAAAGGCAAAAUGGUGCCUUCAAGUUUUUGUAUUUUUUCAACUCUUGUAGUUCUGCUGCUAUCUUCUUCAGUGACAGUUUCACUUCCAAUUAAAGAUGAUUUUGUCCAAUGCUUCUUACAAAAUUCAGAAAUUUCCGUUCCUACCUCAAGUUUUUACACCCCAGACAAUAGUUCUUCAUUCAGUGCUGUUUUACAAUCUACUGCUCAAAACCUGAGGUACUUGUUGCCUUCAGUGCCAAAACCUGUGUUUAUCUUCACACCUUUGUAUGAAGCCCAUGUCCAAGCAUCUGUUAUCUGCUGUAGACAACUUGGACUUCACCUUAGAGUCCGUAGUGGAGGCCAUGACUAUGAGGGUCUCUCUUAUGCUUCGGAAAUUGAGUCACCUUUCAUUGUUGUAGACCUUGCCAAGCUUCGAGCUAUCCAAGUUAAUAUUGAAGAUAACAGUGCUUGGGUUCAGGCAGGUGCUACAAUCGGUGAGCUGUACUAUAGAAUUGCUGAAAAAAGCAAAACUCAUGGCUUCCCAGCUGGCCUUUGCAGCAGUUUGGGCAUUGGUGGGCACAUUACAGGAGGUGCUUAUGGUUCCAUGAUGAGAAAGUAUGGCCUUGGCGCUGACAAUGUCAUUGAUGCUCGUGUAAUUGAUGCUAGUGGCAGGGUUCUUGAAAGACAAUCCAUGGGAGAGGAUUUUUUUUGGGCAAUUAGAGGAGGUGGAGGAGCCAGCUUUGGUAUCAUCACUGCAUGGAAAGUAAAACUGGUUCCAGUUCCAUCAACUGUGACUGUUUUUACGGUCACUAAGACCCUGGAACAGGGUGGCACUAAGCUUCUCUACAGAUGGCAGCAAGUUGCUGAUAAACUUGAUGAGGAUCUCUUCAUCAGGGUCAUCAUACAAACAGCUAAUGGUGCGAAAAAGGGUCAAAGAACUGUUACAACUUCUUAUAAUGCCUUGUUUCUUGGUGAUGCCAGCAGACUACUCAAUGUCAUGAAGACUGGCUUCCCUGAAUUGGGCUUGACACGAAAGGAUUGCGUCGAAACUACCUGGCUGAAAUCUGUGUUAUACAUCGCAGGCUACCCAGCCAAUACACCUCCUGAAGUUCUGCUUCAAGGAAAGUCAACAUUCAAGAACUACUUCAAAGCCAAGUCAGAUUUUGUCCAACAUCCCAUACCUGAAGCCGCACUGGAGGGGAUAUGGAAAAGGUAUUUUCAAGAAGUGACUCCUUUCAUGAUAUGGAAUCCUUAUGGUGGAAUGAUGAGCAAGAUUUCAGAGUCAUCAAUUCCUUUCCCCCAUAGAAAAGGUGUCCUCUUCAAGAUUCAGUACUUGACCAGCUGGCAAACUCCUGCAGAGGAUGCUUCAAAGCAUAUAAAUUGGAUCAGGAAGCUUUACAAGUACAUGGCACCUUAUGUUUCCAUGUUUCCAAGGCAAGCAUACGUCAAUUACAGGGACCUUGAUCUGGGGAUGAACAAGAAGAGGAACACAAGCUUUAAAGAAGCAAGUGUCUGGGGUACCAAGUACUUCAAGAACAACUUCAACAGGUUGGUACAAGUCAAGACCACAGUUGAUCCCGACAACUUCUUCAGGCAUGAGCAGAGCAUCCCACCUCUUCCACUCUCCUCGAGAAAAGGGAAAGGAAAGGGACACCAUGGGAUUCAUUAGCUAGAGAUAUGUAAUUGGUUUGAGCAUCAUAUAUCCAUGUCUUUAUUGGGAUCAAUAUUGUACUGAAUUUGAUUUUAUUAAGAAAUAUGAUAAUGUUUUCUAGUUAUAAAGAUAAGUUAUGCAAUAAAAUAGCUCGUGUUUUCUAAA